Candidula unifasciata is the source of this 1941-nucleotide messenger RNA. NCBI's taxonomy places the organism in Eukaryota, Metazoa, Mollusca, Gastropoda, Stylommatophora, Geomitridae. The record is from the annotation of a GenBank genome assembly.
ACAAUGAGCAUUGGUGACAGUAAUAACAAAACAAUGGGAAAGCGUGCUGGGAAACGACCCGGAAGGAAACCAUCAAAGAUCGACGAGCGCGCCAAACUUGAGCGGAGCCGCCAAAGCGCGCGUGAGUGCCGCGCCCGGAAGAAGCUGCGAUACCAGUAUUUAGAGGAACUGGUUUCCAACAGAGAAAAGGCCGUCUUCGCACUCAGGGAUGAGCUAGAGCUGUACAAACAAUGGUGCAUUCAACUCGAAAAUGGUGGUCCAGUUCCCGAAGCUCUGCUGAAAAUGAUUGCCAGUGAAGAAGUUGCGAUCAAGAGGCGACAGAUGGCGCAGGUUACUCGAUCUUUACUUCGACAACAGCAACAGAACUGCCAGUUUGCGUCGUCAUCGUCGUCUUCUACAUCGCCAGAUCUGUCGUCUGUGUCCUCACAACGGGAAUACCCACAGCCCCGUCACGUGAACUUAGUGCAGCCACAGACAAUCUCUGAUGUCUCCGUUCACGAGUCGCAAAGUCACCAGGCUGUGCCUGAUCACUUGCCACCACAGCGUCACCAGCAGCUGCAUCUGGAGCAACUGCUCAUGUAUGACCAGACUUCAGAUAUAUCCAAGCUACAGAAACAGUUCGCGUUUGAUCACUCGAAACUUCAAGAGCAUCAACCGAAAGGAACGGCUCCAACUCUCAACCAUCUGCUCCCAGCCCCGCUAUCACAAGAACUAAUGCAGGAUGUCAUAUUUCAGCGUAGUCUAUGCAGCAAGCAGCAACAGCAGCAUACCUUUCUGCCUCCGAAUGAGAAUCAGCAACCGAACGCUACAUUACCCUCUCACGGUGCUUACACCUCAUCUUCCAAUGACAAUACUCCUAGAGCAGUCAUGUCGUCCAAAUGCCAGGAGUCAGUAUUACCCCGGGUAAACAGCGAACCUCACAUGAAACACGGGCAUUCUUUCGACGUCUCCAGGAUCUCUUCAGACACGCUAAUGCAUGACGCUGAACUGUGCAGUAACAGCGAACUUCAUCGUAAAAGAUCACACAGCAACCCUGUGACAAUGGCUUCCGUUUCCCGCCCUAACAUCACCAGUGCCGACGAUCUACCGAGUCCUCUACAGGACUUCAUUACCUCUCACAGUUCUUCAUACCAGUCCACCAGUCAACCACAUCUGGGUUUUGGACUGUUCAGUGGGUCUGUGAUCAACAACAAACCAAGUUUUUUAUCUUUCAACCUUCCAACGACAGUCGCUAUGGAAGACAGCAGUUCUUCUGAGGACAGCAUCAACGAGCAGCAUUUAUUUCAGUCGUCCAUGAACACCCAAAAGCGAAAAGUGGCUUCCCCUUGCCUUCCAGAAAACGCCAAGAGGAGUUUCGUAUCUCCCAACAACGUGGUACCCAAGUUUACAAACUUCGACCCAAAUACAGGUCUUCCUAAUCUGGACGAUACCCAUGGUUUCGGCUUGACAGCUGCAUCAAGUACACCUUCGCCCUUAUCUUAUGGACACACUUCUUCAAAUGCUACAUCACCAUCACGUAGCCCCAGAUACAAUAGUGGUCUAUCAAAUUCUACAUCCUCAUCGUGUGCUACAGCAUCGCCUACACCAUUAUCUUCCUUGUCGUCCAUGUUGGACUUAUCGGUUUCCUCGCCCGCCAUCUCUCCAUCUACGUACAGCCUAGCUCUGGAAAUUUCCCCUCCUUUACCUUCUGCAACAACCCACCAAUCACCUGGCUCCAUGAACACAUCCUUGCUUGACCCGUUGCCUGAUUGGUACUCGUUCCUUGCUGACCUUGAAGAUGGAACUCCAUCAGCCUUGACCCACCAGCAAGGUACAUCUUCUAACGUUGCAGUGACCCUGACCUCAAAGCAGCAUUCUCAAUUAUUCGCCUCCAACCAAUCGUUUAUGAACGUUCCGGAUAUUGUCAGUGAAAUGUUAAACUGCAGUGACCAACUUUUGUGA